UGCCAUCUUAUUUUCCUCUACAAAAGAUUGAAACAAGUAAACACACCACACACUUUUUUUUCUUCUAUCUUCUCUUUUUUUUUCUGCUUCUCUUCUUCUCCAUCUACAAUGACGGAAACUCAACCCUUGGUAAAACCAACCUACAUUUCAUUACAAGAACUUCAAAAACACAACAAACGUGGCGACGCAUGGAUCGCCAUUGACGGCAAGAUCUACGACGUUUCAAAAUGGGCCAACUACCAUCCCGGCGGUGAAGUUCCUCUCCUUAACCUCGCCGGCCAUGACGUCACCGACGCAUUCCUCGCUUUCCACCCUCCCUCCGCCUACAAACAUCUCGACGCAUUCUUCACCGGAAAUUACCUUCGUGAUUAUACUGUCUCUGAAGUGUCUCGUGAUUACCGGAGUUUGUUCUCCGAACUCACCAAAUUAGGUUUAUUCGAGGAUAAAGGACACGGUGUUUUGAUCUUGCUUUCGUUGAUUGUUGUUAUGUUCUGUAUCAGUGUUUAUGGUGUUCUGUUUUCUGAUAACAUGGUUGUUCAUGUGCUUUCGGGUGGUUUGAUGGGGUUUCUGUGGAUUCAAAGUGGUUGGCUUGGUCAUGAUUCUGGUCAUUAUCAGAUCAUGGUGAACCGGAAAUGGAAUCGGUUUGUUCAGAUCCUUUCUGGUAAUGUUCUCGCUGGUAUAAGCAUUGGAUGGUGGAAAUGGAAUCAUAAUGCUCAUCAUCUUGCCUGUAAUAGUCUUGAUUUUGAUCCCGAUCUUCAACAUUUACCGUUUUUUGUGGUGUCUUCGAAGUUUUUCGUUUCCCUUACCUCUUGUUUUUAUGGUAGGAAGAUGAACUUUGAUUCUUUUGCUAGGUUCUUGGUUAGUUACCAGCAUUGGAGUUAUUACCCUGUUAUGUGUUUUGCUAGGCUCAAUUUGUUUGCUCAAUCGUUUUUCCUGUUACUGUCCAAUAGAAAAGUUCCUAACAGAAAGAUGGAGCUUUUAGGGUUGCUUGCUUUUUGGAUUUGGUACCCUUUAUUGGUUUCCUUUUUGCCUAAUUGGCGUGAAAGGGCUUUGUUUGUGAUGGCUAGUUUUGCUGUGACUGGUAUUCAACAUGUUCAGUUCACUUUGAAUCAUUUCUCUGCGAGUGUUUAUGUCGGUCCUCCGACUGCUCAUGACUGGUUUGAGAAGCAAGCUAGUGGAACUCUUGAUGUUAAGUGUUCGUCUUGGAUGGAUUGGUUUCAUGGUGGUUUGCAGUUUCAGGUCGAACACCAUCUGUUUCCGCGGCUUCCGCGGCGUAAUCUAAGGAAAAUCGCGCCAUUGGUUAAGGAUCUGUGCAAGAAACAUAACCUUCCUUACACUUGUGUGUCUUUCUGGAAGGCUAAUGUACUUACCGUUCAGACGUUGAGGAAUGCUGCUUUGCAGGCACGGGAUCUUACGAAACCAGUUCCAAGAAAUUUGGUUUGGGAAGCUGUUAAUACUCAUGGAUGAAACAGCGAAUUCCAGAGUGAACCUUUGAUCAGGAAGCUGUGCUGAUGUAGACAUCUGAAGUACAAGUGUUUCAUUGGCAUCCAUGUUUUUAUAAAGCAACUAGGGAUUGUGAAUUCUUGUUAUACUUUUUAUAUUGUGCCAAUUAGAUGAUUGCACCAGUAGUUUUUCUACUGCUUAUGAAAAGGAUUUUUGCAUAUUAUAGUGAUUAUUUUGUUUGAGGACAAAACAGCAUUAGUGUUGUGUCAAAGACAAAUUUAGAUCUCAACAUCAUCUAGGGUGUAAAUUUGUGACAAUAACACCCUUUUUCUGAAGUGUCACAAAAUAUCUCAUUAUCUACUUAGUGCAUGUGACCAAUGUGAGAUGGGGUCCCCAUUUUUCAGGAAAGUGUGCAUUUUGUUAAUGAAAAGUUGGAAUAUAAACUUAAAUUUGAAAACUUUAUUUUAUUUUA
Messenger RNA from Lathyrus oleraceus (garden pea), 1915 nucleotides. RefSeq names its product delta(8)-fatty-acid desaturase 1. Gene Ontology annotation, molecular function: oxidoreductase activity, acting on paired donors, with oxidation of a pair of donors resulting in the reduction of molecular oxygen to two molecules of water. Gene Ontology annotation, biological process: lipid metabolic process. Gene Ontology annotation, cellular component: membrane. Lineage: Eukaryota; Viridiplantae; Streptophyta; Magnoliopsida; Fabales; Fabaceae. The coding region runs from base 109 to 1467 and encodes 452 amino acids. The record is from RefSeq and is a predicted model, not a curated record. The transcript is spliced from 2 exons.